GUGAAAAGGAAUGAAAUGCAGUGUGACCAGAGCUUAUUUGUUGACAGGCUGCCAGAACAGUUAAGGACUUUGACCUUGCAGCUCGUGAACUGAAGUCUUGCUGCUCGCAAAAAGAUGGUUGUUUCAUGGUCAAAUCUCUCUCCGAAAGGACAAGUUAUUGUUGGUGUGGCUGCAGUGUGUAGUUCUGCAGCAAUUGCUGUAUGGAUGUGGAAACGUUCCAAAAAAUCGUCACAUUGUUCCUCUUCAAAAGAAGGAAGAAAUCAGGACUCAGAUGAGAUAAAGGCCAAACCUCAACACCUAGAGAAGACAAAAGAAGAGCUGGACAAUGAAGUGUACAAGAUCAUCAUGUUUUUAUGCCAGCGGAGGCUUCUGGAGAACCACAGGGAGCUGUUCAAACUGCAGCUGGAAGACGUGGAGAGAGAGAGGGAGGACAACAAGGAGAAGAUCCAGUCAGUGGAGAAGUUAAUAACAGAGAGCGAGAGAGAAAAGGCAACUGAGACAACAGAAGAACUCCUCAGAGAGAAACAGAAGCUGUUAAGUGCUCAGUGGAAGCUGGAGAGGAAAAAGGAAGACCUUGAGAAGUUGCAGCUGAACACAGAGAAAGUGCUGCAGUGUGAAGAGGCAGACGGUCUUCUGACCAGGAUGACCGAGAAGAAGCAGAAUUUAGAGAAGAAAGAGGAAGGAAUGUGAGGAAUAUUCCCACUUUCAAGAAGAACUUAAAUUUAAACUUUACCAUGUAGUUGUAGUUGCCUAUUUGACAUUGCGCUUUGUUGAACAUAUUCUGUAUAAAUUAUUAAAUACAGUGUACAAAUAAUUGAUAACGAAUAAUAAGUGCAGUUACAUGCUAAUUAUGACCACACCUGGAACGUAACACUGGGGGUUGUUUAUAACAGUUUACAUUAACUUUGUCGGGGCUUGAGUCAAGUUUGGAUGUAAAAAACACCAACUACAUUUUUUUUUAUCUUUUUUUCAUUUAUUUUCCACAUAUUUUCAGUUCCUUGUUGCUGUUUAGGUACACACUUGGUUAGGUUUAGGGGACAUAUAGUUUGGGUAACUGUAUGUGGAUUACUUCUGCCAUGUGUGAAUUUUUGCAGUCUUUCUCUUAACAGCUAUGACUUCACAAAAACAUGAGUGGUCAGUUACAGUGAUGUUCCUGGAUCAUCAUUAACGAUAUUGUUCCAGGAAGAU
Messenger RNA from Acanthopagrus latus (yellowfin seabream), 1188 nucleotides. Its product is annotated as chromosome partition protein Smc-like. The record is from RefSeq and is a predicted model, not a curated record. Lineage: Eukaryota; Metazoa; Chordata; Actinopteri; Spariformes; Sparidae. The coding region runs from base 115 to 690 and encodes 191 amino acids. The transcript has 3 exons.